UCAGUGCUGGAUAGCAGAGUCCCUGAGGCUGAACCCUAUCUAACAUUACUUUCAUAAACAUUGGUUGCAUAAAAAGUUAUUGUUAUGCUUUUGAGUCUGACCGAAACUAAGUAUUUUGUUUGUUCAAUAUUUAUUUAAAUAUGAGCGAAGUUAUAGUACUGUUUGAGGGUUAUUCUACUCAAAUUGACGAUGUCACAAUGGAUGCAAAUUGCAGUUGUGUUUUAAUUAAAACAGCUGAAAAACACAAUAUCAUUGUUGAUACUAUGACUGCCUGGGACAAACAGGAUAUUAUUGAUGCUUUAGCCAAGCAUAAUUUAAGUCCUGACGAUAUAAAGUAUGUUAUAUGUUCACACAGUCAUGCAGAUCACAUAGGAAACAACAAUUUAUUUUUGAAAGCAGAAGAACAUAUUGUUGGAUGUACUGUACAUCACAACACACUAUUCCAUGAAAGAAACAUUAAAACUUCUGUUUAUAAUAUUACCAAAGGAGUCAAAGUAAUAUCAACUCCAGGGCAUACAGCAGAAGAUGUUACAGUUUUGGUGGAUGGAAAGUUUAAUGGUGAGACAGCCAGAGUUGCAAUAACAGGUGAUUUAUUUGAAAAAGAAGAAGAUGUGAAUAAACCAUCUAUAUGGAUGAAUUUUGGUAUGCCUGAACUCAGAGAACAUCAAGCAACAUCACGUUAUAUGAUUGCAGAUUUUGCAGAUGUUAUCAUUCCAGGUCAUGGUUCAUUUUUCCACGUUACAAAUGAAAUUAAAAAAAAACUAAUGAAUCAGCUAGAAAUGAUAAAAUGUGGAAUACUUACAGCGUAGUAACUAUAGAUUUAUAAUGAUGAAUACAAUAUGCUGUUAUAAAAAUUGUAGAAAAUUUUAUAUAUAUAUAAACACAUUGGUAAGGUAGAAUAGAAUCUAUUGAAGUGUCUUUUAGAGAAGUAAUUGUGAUAAUUUUGUACUUGUAAAUUCAUAUAAUACUUAUAUAAAUUAUAUACUUUUAUAAUAUAAUACUUUUUCGCUUUGUACAAAGUGACAUUAAAAAACAAAAAAAAAUUAUAAGUUUGAUUCAAAUUUGAUAUAAAUAUUAUCUAAUUUACCAUAAAAUAAAUUCAAGGAUGGUAUUAAAAUAGAAGUAUAAUUAGCUGACAAUGGAUCAGUUGUUUUUAAACUUUAUGACUACUAAAAUUUAACAAUUAUUCUUUUGACUCAGCCCAUAGUGUAAAAUGAAUUUUUUACUAUCACAUUAAUACUAAAUUCAUAUUUUUACAUGAUAUUGAUAGUUUAGAAUUAUAUGUAGAAACUAUCGUGGCAUACUCAAGUUAUAAUUUAAAAUAGAAGAUACAUUAUAUUGCAUAAAACUUUUUUAUUAGAAAAUGUUCAUUGUACAUUAAACAAUUGUGGUAAUGAGUCAAUGAAUGUUCAAUCUUGUAUUUUCACAUGCAAAACUAUAACACUUUUAUCCUUUUCCGAGCGUAAAAAAUCUACAAAAUGACGCGUUGAACGUCAAAAUCGGAUAAAUAGCGUUUGAGUUACUGCAAAACAACCAUUACAGUGAGAAAUAUGUUAAUUAAUUAAUAACUUUUAUAAUUCACAAAAUAUUGAUUUGUAAUGCUGUAUAAACUGAGAUUUUUGAAGAGAUGAAAUUGCGAUCUAAAUUUAAUAAAAUAUUGAAAUUCUUUUUCUAUAAAAGUUAUUGUUAUUAAAAAGGGACGUGCUUGAAAAUUAAUUUCUUGCAAUGUGGGUACGUGUCGUAUAAAUGUCUUCAUUUCCGUGAUCAUGUGUUAAAUUUCAGUUGCUAAAGAUUAGCUUUUCAGUGAAUGCUAUAAAUGAAUAAUUUAAUUAAUUAAUUGAAUGGUGUCCAUUGUAAACGUGAUUAUUAUUAUUGAUCAAUAGCAUCUGAAAGUUAUAAGUUUUUAACGAAUUUACAAAAAAAAUGAUCUCGUAAGUGCAAUAGGACUAAAGAUAGGAUUAUUUUUUUAUUUCCCAGGCCUUUAAUUAUUAAGAUUUUGCAAUGAAGUUUUCAUCGAUGGUUUAAGCGAGAGUUGAACCGUAAAAAAGGAACAAAAUAAGUUUCCAUUAAUAAAAUAUGAAAACUUUAUAAAAUUCAAAGAUACGAA
Molecule: messenger RNA, 2107 nt
Organism: Phymastichus coffea
Lineage: Eukaryota; Metazoa; Arthropoda; Insecta; Hymenoptera; Eulophidae
Product: metallo-beta-lactamase domain-containing protein 1-like
Exons: 4
Coding region: 141-809 (222 amino acids)
Source: RefSeq, a predicted model, not a curated record